AUGGGGAACAUCGGCAUUGGCAGUGCAGACAUGGGGAACAUCGGCAUUGGGAGUACAGACAUGGGGAACACCGACAUGGGGUGUACAGACAUGGGGAAUAUCAACGUUGGGAGUACAGACAUUGCGAACACCGACAUGAGGAACACCGACAUUGGGAACAUCGGCAUUGGGAGUGCAGACAUGGGGAAAAUCGACAUUGGGAGUACAGACAUGGGGAACACAAACAUGGGGAGUACAGACAUGGGGAACACCGACAUGGGGAACAUCGACAUUGGGAGUACAGACAUGGGGAACACAGACAUUGGGAGUACAGACAUGGGGAACACCGACAUGAGGAGUACAGACAUGGGUAACACCGACGUAGGGAGUGCAGGCAUUGAUAACACCGACAUUGAGUGA
Messenger RNA from Haliotis rufescens (red abalone), 399 nucleotides. RefSeq lists its product as uncharacterized. The record is from RefSeq and is a predicted model, not a curated record. The transcript has a single exon. Lineage: Eukaryota; Metazoa; Mollusca; Gastropoda; Lepetellida; Haliotidae. The coding region runs from base 1 to 399 and encodes 132 amino acids.